GACAGGCGAGUCAACUGAGAGUUUACUUUCAGGAUUUAUUUGAAUGUUCACAUGAGAUUAAAUUAAUAUGCCAGAGACAGAAACAGUUAUUUAGAAUGUAUAUAAACUACAACUCUGGUAGAAUAAAACGAAUUAUACAAUUUGAAAUUCAAAUAUUUAGAACUAAGCAAUUUCCAGGUAUGAUAAAAACUGUAUCCUAAAUGGAUGUGACCAGGCAGUGACAGCGGCGCGCAUUGAGCAGUAGGCGGGGUCUACAGAAAAGGGAAUAUCUAUUUUACGCUGCAUCUGAAGUUUACAGUUUUGUGUAAAUCAGGGUUGAGAUAACCAGGACAAGACACUGUCACCUGUUUUCAGGAUCUUGGCACCGAAUAACUCUCUGCUUCGGUCAAGUAAUAUUCCUGGAACUUUCUAUUGAUAUUUUUUGUCCAGGUUAACAUUGCGCACCUGAAUUGUCUCUCCUAGCGGAGACCUUAUAAAUAUAUUAGUUUUUUUUAUUUCUCAGUUUGUCUUGGCAAUACCAUAGCUGCAAUGAGGAUAAACAAACAAUUGCGUAGGAUUGUGCUUAUAGCAGCUCUUCUCGACUUCUCUUCCAAUGUAAAGGCCAUUCCUCCAGAAUGUGACCCGGACUACAUCUUACUCCAAGAUGAGGAGAGCUGCUUCAAGGAUCUGUUCAAGAUCAACAUCAGCCAGGCUGACUCUCAACAACCAGAGUGCAGAGGUUUGUGGGACCACCUGAACUGCUGGCCUCAUGCUGAUGUGGGAGAGACUGUGUCACAGCCAUGUCCCAGAUUCCUCCGCACCACAGGCAGAGUAUACAGGAACUGCACAGAACACGGCUGGACUGAGCCUUUUCCUCCACAUGAGAUAGCCUGCGAGUAUGCCUUGGAGACCCUCACCUUCCCUUUUGAGGCACCCAGGUCCCAUGGCUACUUCCUCUAUGUGCAAGUCAUGUACUCGGUGGGCUAUGCUAUCUCUACUGCGUCUCUUACCAUCGCCGCUGCCACACUCUGUCUGUUCAGGAGGCUCCACUGCACCCGAAACUACGUCCACAUCCAACUGUUCCUCUCCUUCAUCCUCCGAGCCACCUUCAUCUUCAUCAGAGAUGCUGUGCUCUUCUCCUCUGAUGACCACUUCCACUGUGACUCCUAUCCGGUCAGCUGUAAGAUUGCAACAUCGUUCUCCAACUACUGCAUCAUGGCCAACUACAGCUGGCUGCUGGCCGAGGGACACUACCUGUACAGCCUGGUCAGUGUCUCCCUCUUCUCCCAGAAGAGGCACCUCAGGUGGUACAUCGUCCUGGGCUGGGGUUCCCCAAUGGUCAUUAUAGUAGCCUGGAGUUUGGCAAAAUAUACCCAGGAGAAUGAAGGGUGCUGGGAGAGGAGGGGACACGAGGGGAUCUGGUGGAUUCUCAGAGUUCCUGUUCUCCUCUUCAUCGUUGUUAACUUGCUGUUUUUUCUGAGUAUCAUAAGAAUCCUGGUGGCCAAGUUGAGGACACAGGAAAUGCAUAGAAAUGAGUUGAACCAGUAUAGGAGGCUUGCUAAGUCCACCGUUCUCCUGGUAUCUCUCUUUGGUUUGCACUACGUCCUCUUUGCAUUCCUCCCACAUAAAGUCAGUGAAAUAUGGAACUUUAUCGAGCUGGCGUUUGCUUCCACUCAGGGGUUUGUAGUAGCAGUUCUAUACUGUUUUCUGAAUGGAGAGGUUCAGUAUGAGGUUCGGAGGAGGUGGAGGCGAUGGAGGCUGAAGCAGCAUCUACCUGGGGAGGCCAGGUGCCAACAUGGUUCCAUGAGUCAGAGUGUAGGGGCCCAUACCCAGGUCUCCUUCCUGACCCGGGGACCCUCCACACGCCAUUCUAGUCAGGUGUAGCACAUCCAGUCACUCCUCACUAUACUGUACCUACGAGGCUUUGUCAAUGGAUAGGUGCCAUGUGUGUUCCACAGUCUAUCUGUGACAUUCUGACAUUCCUGUUUGACUCUUGAAGGAUGAGGCCUCCUUUUUAUUUUUUUUCUGUUGAGUGUAUAUGAUAUUUGACCGGCAUGGCAUCUAGUGACAGGACUAGACCUUUGGUUGUGGGGUCAAAACGCUGAAACCUUUCUGUGCAUGGGUUUGCUAUUCUGACCUUUCCUCAUCCUCACCUGCAUACACAUGGCACACACACUGCAUGACUAUCAGCAAUGCACCUACCUAUUGUACAAUUGUCAAUAUGACCAGGUAUUCUAAAGGACCAUGUGGACAUGCUUAAUUUUAUUUAUUGGCUUUCUAACAUGUAUAUUCCAAGUGUUACAUAUGAUAUGUGUAUGUUUAACCAUGAAAACAAGAGCUGUUGUAAAGUUUAAAGGAAUUUGUGUGAAUGUGUUGGUGACAGUUCCUAGGAUCAAUUUAACCAUGCUAUGUUAGUUAUAUUACAUGUGCUUCACACAGGAUCAAUGAUGGUACGACUUGAUGGCAAUGAGAAGAUCAACUCUCACAAUAAAUGUCAUAAAUGUAUUUUAAAAGUCAUUAUCCUUCCUAUCUCUUACUGGGCUGUUUAAUCUGUUACCACUGGCAUACAG
Messenger RNA from Oncorhynchus masou masou (cherry salmon), 2549 nucleotides. RefSeq names its product secretin receptor (gene sctr). The transcript is spliced from 13 exons. Gene Ontology annotation, biological process: cell surface receptor signaling pathway; adenylate cyclase-modulating G protein-coupled receptor signaling pathway. The record is from RefSeq and is a predicted model, not a curated record. Bases 529 to 1863 code for a protein of 444 amino acids. Gene Ontology annotation, molecular function: peptide hormone binding; secretin receptor activity; G protein-coupled peptide receptor activity. NCBI's taxonomy places the organism in Eukaryota, Metazoa, Chordata, Actinopteri, Salmoniformes, Salmonidae. Gene Ontology annotation, cellular component: plasma membrane.